This is a messenger RNA of Cataglyphis hispanica, 2599 nucleotides long. Its product is annotated as glutamic acid-rich protein. The transcript is spliced from 3 exons. NCBI's taxonomy places the organism in Eukaryota, Metazoa, Arthropoda, Insecta, Hymenoptera, Formicidae. The record is from RefSeq and is a predicted model, not a curated record. Bases 903 to 1421 code for a protein of 172 amino acids.
CUUUCUUACAUACAUUAUUAUUAUUUAUUUUGAAUUUCUUAAUAAGUUUUCUUUUUUAUGUGCAUAUAAUUUCUGAGUACACAACAUGUCCGACACAUUCGUCUGUAAUUAUUAAACGUCGAAUUCAUUAUUUUUACGGUGAGUAAAGUAAAAUCAAAUAAAAUAAUUAUAUAUUGACGUUAAUAUACACGCAUAAUUCAUGUAAUUGAAACCACAUAAAUUGUAUAGACACAACUUUCAGCAAAAAAUUCAACAAAGACACUUAAAAACACGCAAAGUUUAUCUUUAUGUUUCUCUUUUGGCAUUUAAUAUUAUGUACAAUUAAAGUCCAAGAAAUUUCAAGUUUCUUCAAAGUGUUCUUCAUUAUAUUCGCAUUCUGUUUCACUGAACGAACAUAAUCGAUACACCAAACAUUCGUGGCGAAGGCACCGAUAAUGUGGAUGUCGCGUUUCGAUAUCUGCGCACUGUUUACGAAAUGUCACAUUCUAUCACCUAAGUGAAAAUAUCUCAUUUCCGUCGUGGAAUUAUUUUCUGACCAUAUCGAAGCGAAUCAACCCAGAUACGUUGAGUAUUUUUACGAGAAAUACGUGUUUCAAUUUUUCUUGAUAUUUAAAGCACACGACAAGAUUCAAAUAGUAGGUCACCUAUCACCACAUGUAAUCAUCUCCGAAUCGAACUGCAACGUAGUGCACUGUCUCGUGAAUGGUAUACUUAUGCAAUGCUAGAGUGAACGAUAGACAUAAAAACAAUAUUACACACGUUAUUUGAUCAAUGAAUCAAUGAUGCGCUUUGUAAGAGAAAUAAUUGAUUUGUGAGUUAAUGACGUAACAAAAACGAACAAAAAGCAAGUCUUUUCAACAAAAAAUACACAAAAAUAUAUUUGAAUUGAAUAAAUUAUCAUUAUGAAGUAUCAGCAAGUAACCGUGGACAUGACGAACAUGAUGUUUACCGCUAGCACUUAUUUGGCGUUUGCCGGAGUGUUCUGGAUAUUUCUGCGUCUUAUCCAAGCCUGCUUUUGGCUGCCAAAACAUUUAAAAAGGCAAAAUGAUGUUCAAAGAAUAUUGCAAGAGAAGGUGGACAGUUAUGAAAAGUAUGUAUUAGAAUGUGAAGAGAAGGAAAGAGCGGAAAUGUUAGACCAGAUCGACGACGAGAAGAAAAGUCUCGAAAUGUCGCAAAAAUGGAAAGAACGACAGGAAUGUCUGGACAUGCUCAAGAAAGAGCUGGAAAGAGUUCGCGAAGGCAGAGAUAUAUCCGAUUGGGAUGCUUUACUGGAUGAGGAAUUGAAAAAGCAUGAAUUAGACUCUACGCUUUUAGAUGAGGAGGAUGAAGAAGAAAACUCUAAGAAAGAUACUAAUAAAGAAAAAAACGAAGAGAAAAGUGAGAAAAAGAACAAGAAUAUCGAGCCAAAAAAAGAAAAGUAACAACUAUAUCGAGUGCCUUAAAAGUGCCUUAUUAAGAUUGUUUAAUUGCUUUGAAAACUUGUAUCUGUACGUAACAGAAUAUUUAUAAAAAACGUAAAUUUCUUCAAACAAAUAAAUUUUUAAAAAUAUUCUAUAUACUAAACAAUAAGAUUCUACAUUAAAAUAUUAUCGACUAAUAAUUAAAACAUGUCUUGAUACACAUAGUUAGGAAAAGUAGAGUUAAAAGAAAAAGUAGAGUUCUUUAAGUGUAUACAUUGCUAUCAUUGAUAAUCUAAUUUUAUUUAUUUAAUUUUAUCAAUAUGCAGAGAAGAUACAGUUUUAAUUUAUCAAUAGUUGUAAAAAAUAUUUAUAUUAUGUAAAAAUUAUAUGCAAUCGAUAUAAGAAAUGCCUCGUAGUAAUUACCACAGUAUUAUAAUACAAUAAUUAAAGGGAGAUGAGCAGUUUUAAAUAAGCACAUAUUUAAAUACUCUAAAAAUUGAAAUUACAUAUAAGCAUAUACAUAAAAUGUUGUUUUUAUUAGUGUAAAAUUAUUCUUUUGUUGAAAAAAAGGAUUAUAAUAGUUUUAAAAAAAGUGUCACUUUUUCAUAUUAAUAAAAUUAUUUAAGAGUGGAAGUGUGCGUAUGUAUAUAAGGCUUUUAUAUAUAUAUAUAUAUAUAUAUAUAUAUAUAUAUAUAUAUAUAUAGACAAACAAUAUCAUUAAUUCACUUGGUUGUGUUGCCAUUACUGCAAUCAAUAUACAAAACAAAUAUGUAACGUAAAUGUCUACCUCGACAAACCUGUGCUUGCUUCUAUUAGUACCGGCAUUUAAUAAACCAUAUGUGUUAUAUCCAUCGAUAUUUUGCGUACGCAAUAACAAUUACGAAUUAAUUUAAUUAUCAUGUAGCGUGGUGGAACUAUCUGCAAAAACGCAGUUUAAUCGUAGAGAUAAUGCAAUUCAUACUCUUAUUUACAUAUAUUUUAAUAUGACGAACAAAGAGGGGGAAGGUAUGUAUUAACGGCGUUAUAUAUCACACAUAUACAUAUAUACAUUUAUUUCUGUAUUUAAGCGUGUGACUAUUUUACAAAGUUUUCUAGGUAGAUAUAGAAGACACAUUUUAGCAAAUCAAAAAACAGCGCGAUCAAGAUAAAAUAAUAAUUAUAUAUGUAUAGAAGAAUUAUAUGGACCAUAUGCAAUAUAA